Messenger RNA from Amoebophrya sp. A25, 355 nucleotides. Lineage: Eukaryota; Dinophyceae; Syndiniales; Amoebophryaceae. The record is from the annotation of a GenBank genome assembly.
UGGAACUGAUCCGAGUAAGAAGAAGAACAAAAAGAACAAGAAGCCUACUAGUAGUUCUCCUUCUUCUUCUUCGAAAAAGGUAGAUCCUAGUCCAAAAAACAAGAAGCAGAUGAAUCCUAACCUCAACGACCCGAAGAGUCCGGCAACUCAUCUUGAUGCGGUUUCGCCAACUCCUACUCAGAGGAAUGCCAAAAAAAGAGCCAAAAAAGACGAUCAUGGAUUCUAUGGCACCACGCCAACUCCUGAUACUGACCUUCCGAAUAAGGGUUCUUUUGAGGAUGUCGUGGUUACUCCUGAACGAGCUGCUCCGGGUGUUGCGUCUCCGACGGAUGCUUCCGAACCGAAUGAACAUGCU